CCGCUACCAGUGUUAACACCGCUAUUAUUACUUACCUCUUUUACAUGCGUCAGGUCUUUGUACUUCCCCUGCGCGGCUGCAUCCAUCUGCAUACUUUCCCUUCCACAACACCUGAUCAUCUAAUUUGCUGACCUCGAAACCAGUUGGGCAGUUUUAGUUGUUUUUUUUUUCUCGAGUCUACGUACCAUAACUCCAUUUAUCGGUUUAUCGCACAACAGUGCAGGGUCGUACAACUGACACCUUUUCGUUACUCCUGAACAAGAAAAAAAAAAGACUACGGGGUUGUCUCUUGUCAGAUCUUAAUUCGAUUCCCAACUUAGAUCUUUUCGGGGUCCGUGUGAGGGGCAGAGACCUACGCGACACAUAGGCGCCGCAGUUUUGCUCGAAACAUAUCCAACACUCGGGCAUCUGCCGGUGGACAUGUAAAUUGUCCGCUCAUCUGCGAUCCACGCCGGCUCAAAAUCGCCUAAAUCGGACCUAUAUUACGUGGUAGUUUCCGCUUCACGAAUCCAAAUAUCUCCCAAGCACCUACGGGUUUAUACAUCAUGACCGACGCAUUCGCCCCGCGCUCUAUGAAGCGCAAGAAUGUCAAAGGCCUAGCCUUGACUCCUGCCGCCCCGAAACAACCUGCAGCGUCAAGUAACGACCGUCAGGCCGGCUGGGGCUAUGGUGGGUCAAGAGCCGAGGAGGUAGGCCAAGAAGCUCAGCUUGAAAUUGGCAUAGAGUUUAAUCUAGAUCUUCGACAAGAAGAUCUCGAGAUUGUAAAAGAACUCGGUUCAGGAAAUGGAGGCACUGUUAGCAAAGUCAAGCACUUACCUACCGGAACUACGAUGGCUCGGAAGGUAAUUCAUGUCGAGGCAAAGAAAGAACUUAGGAAGCGAAUUGUCCGUGAGCUUCAGAUUAUGCACGGUUGUCACUCCGAUUAUAUCGUGACCUUCUAUGGCGCUUUCCUGAACGAGCAUAACGAUGUCAUUAUGUGUAUGGAGUAUAUGGACGUUGGAUCCCUCGACAGAGUGUCGCGACACUUCGGUCCCAUCCGCGUAGACGUUCUGGGUAAGAUUGCGGAGGCGAUUCUGGGCGGUUUAACUUAUCUAUACUCGAAACUACAUAUCAUGCAUCGAGACAUCAAACCCUCCAACAUUCUCGUAAAUUCCCGGGGUCACAUUAAGCUCUGCGAUUUUGGAGUAUCGGGAGAAUUGGUUAAUUCUAUCGCCGACACAUUCGUGGGUACUUCGACUUAUAUGGCCCCCGAACGAAUCCAAGGCGAGAAGUAUACUGUUAAGUCGGACGUGUGGAGUUUUGGCUUGUCUAUAAUGGAGUUAGCUAUUGGCAAGUUUCCGUUUGCGAACGAGCAACUGUCCGAUGGAGAUGGAGCACCCGCCGGCAUAUUGGAUCUCUUACAACAAAUCGUCCAUGAACCGGCUCCAAAGCUUCCCAAGAGCGACGCGUUCCCUUCCAUACUGGAAGAUAUGAUACAAAAAUGCUUGUCGAAAGUACCCGAUGAGCGGCCGACGCCUCAGGAACUAUGGGACCGAGAUCCAUUUGUUCAAGCGGCGAAACGCACACCCGUAGAUUUGAGAGAAUGGGCUGUCGGACUUAUGGAGAAAGACAACCGGAGAUCUCAUUUACAACCUCAGCUCUCGCCAUCUUCUCGGGACCUGUUGCGAUCCAGCGAGUCUCCUACUUUCCAAAAUGACACCAGUACCGCUUACACUCCUACUUCCGGCGAGAUUCCGAUCGCAGGCGCCAUUGCAUCACCGAGGGAUCACAGUCACGGGCAGAGCCGAUCACCUACAAGAAAUGGUAUAGGAAGUCUUGGACGCUCUUCCGGUUCCGCAGUGCAUCCGGGAUUAGGACAACGAGCCGCGACGUCCGGAUCGAUACCUAAGAUCGCAACUGCUGACCUCUCACAGCCUGCUAGUGCUAAUAUGGGAACGUCAUUCACAUUACCAGUUAGACCUGCACCUCCCGGUGGUCCGUUGCCACCACCUCCGCCAAGGAAAGGAACUCCGGAUGACCAGCGGAGAGAGAGCAGACGGCAAGCAACUUUCGGUCAUCCGUCGAAUGGUGGCUAUGGAAGCGCGGGGUAUUCGUCACGAUAAAGCCCGUGGCACAUCGACCCUACAAGCCGUCUUAUUUCACUAUAUAGACCAUACAUGGUUCAACUUCGGAGCGCCAAGGAACAUGGUUGUCAAGUGUCUGUGGUCGCUUGGCAUAAUCGUGUGUUGUGGACAUUGAUCAUCUCACACAUCCCACACACCAAAUAUUAUAUCCCGGACAUGUCUAGCAGCAUGUCCCAGCGAAAGAGACGAUGUCAGCGAUUUUAGGGAGAGGUAUACGAAAGCGAAAAGAACGAUCUCGGGAGGAGGAAGCCAUAAACGUCAACUGCUCGAUGUAGUUAACAAAUUAGUUUAAGCGAAGCGCGUGGCCGUCAGUACAAAUGCGACAAGAUAUGAAAUGACUGUAUUGACAUUUGAGGCAUAUGUGAAUGACAUGAUAUUUAACAGCAAAUAUGAUGCCAAACUAUUUAUUUCUAUUUUUUAUUUUUACGCCAUCCUUAAUUGAGAGGUUAGUAAUGGG
Daldinia caldariorum is the source of this 2580-nucleotide messenger RNA. Its product is annotated as kinase-like protein. NCBI's taxonomy places the organism in Eukaryota, Fungi, Ascomycota, Sordariomycetes, Xylariales, Hypoxylaceae. The transcript has 4 exons. Gene Ontology annotation, molecular function: ATP binding; protein kinase activity. Gene Ontology annotation, biological process: protein phosphorylation. The record is from RefSeq and is a predicted model, not a curated record. The coding region runs from base 546 to 2102 and encodes 518 amino acids.